Microthlaspi erraticum is the source of this 1401-nucleotide messenger RNA. The record is from the annotation of a GenBank genome assembly. NCBI's taxonomy places the organism in Eukaryota, Viridiplantae, Streptophyta, Magnoliopsida, Brassicales, Brassicaceae.
AUGGCCAACGUUGAGUAUCAAAAUAGCUUCAUCUUGAUCCUCAUAUGCCUCUUCUCAACCUUCUAUUUUUUCUUUGUCUACUUCUUCAAGAAACCAAAGAAUGUCUUUGAUCUACCUCCGAGCCCUCCUUCUCUUCCCAUCAUCGGCCACCUUCACCUUUUCUUCUCUACUUCAAUCCACAAGUCUUUUCAAAAAAUCUCAUCCAAGUACGGAUCUUUCCUCCAUCUCCGUAUCUUCAGUCUCCCCUUCGUUCUCGUCUCCUCUCCCUCGGUGGUCUACGAGAUCUUCAAGGACCACGACAAGAACGUCAGCUCUCGUGGUGCUGUUGGUUUCGAUGAGUGCAUCGUGUUUGGAUCUUCUGGCUUCACUAUUUCUCCCUAUGGAGAUUACUGGAAGUACAUCAAGAAGCUCAUCUUCACUACUACGCUCGGACCUCAAGCGCUGGAGCGGUCGCGAGGCGUUCGUGGUGUGGAGGCAGAGCGGUUUUACAGAAACCUUGUUGAUAAGGCGAUGAAGAAAGAGAGUGUCGAGAUGGGUGAGGAAGCGCUGAGAUUCGUUAACAAUAGCCUCGGGGGGAUGAGCAUGGGAAGGUGUUUUACGGAGGAGAACAAUGAGUCAAAACUCUCCAAAUUUACAGUCGAGUUCGCUUCCUUGAUACUGAAGAUUUUCUUGGCACAAAUGUUGCGAUCGCCGCUUGAGAAGAUCGGGAUCUCACCAUUCAAGAAGGAGGUAAUGGAUGCUUCAAACAGAUUUGAGGAGCUCUUGGAAGGUAUUAUUGUGAAAUACGAAGAGAAGGUGGACGAGCAUGAAGGUGCUGAAAUUAUGGACAAACUCUUGGCAGCUUCUCGAGGCGAAAAUGCGGAGUACAAGAUUACGAGGAAAAAUGUCAAGGCCAUAUUUGCGGAGCUUUUCUUUGGAGCCGGUGACACUUCUUCAACAACAACGCAGUGGGCAAUGGCGGAGCUCAUCAACAACCCUAAGAUCUUUGAGAGACUGAGAGAAGAAAUUGAUUCCGUGGUGGGGAAGAAAAGGUUGAUCCAAGAAACUGAUCUACCAAAACUCCCUUACUUGCGAGCGGUCAUCAAAGAAUCUCUGAGAUUGCACCCGCCAGGGGUUCUCUUGCCAAGGCAAUUUGAACAAGGGUGUAAGGUGGGAGGGUUCUACAUACGUAAAGGCACAACACUUAUUAUUAAUGCUUAUGCUAUGAUGAGAGAUCCUGCUUAUUGGAGAGAUCCUGAUGAGUUUAAGCCAGAGAGGUUUCUAGGCCAAGAGGAAGAGAAAAGAGAGAAUAUACUCAAGUUCCUCCCUUUUGGCGUCGGGAGGAGAGCCUGUCCUGGAUCAAAUCUUGCUAAUAUCUUAAUAGGAACCGCAGUUGGAGUGAUGGUGCAGUUCUUUGACUAG